Molecule: messenger RNA, 1328 nt
Organism: Galendromus occidentalis (western predatory mite)
Lineage: Eukaryota; Metazoa; Arthropoda; Arachnida; Mesostigmata; Phytoseiidae
Gene: Polr2C
Product: RNA polymerase III subunit RpII33
Exons: 3
Coding region: 154-987 (277 amino acids)
Biological process (GO): transcription by RNA polymerase II
Cellular component (GO): RNA polymerase II, core complex
Molecular function (GO): protein dimerization activity; DNA binding
Source: RefSeq, a predicted model, not a curated record
GAAAUCUUUGUUGAUGGUCGCGGAUCGUCGAAGCCGGCUAAGGAAGAUCACCGAGUUUGUCACCGGAUCAGCGGAGUGGUGUUGGCCCUCUUUCUUCGCAGUAGUGUUGAUCGGAGCCAUUGACAUCGGAGGACCUCGAGAGCAGAGUUAAUUAUGCCGUACGCCAACCAACCCCGAGUGACGAUCACUGAUCUCUCGAACGAAAAUGUCAAGUUUGUAUUGGAAGACACCGAUCUCAGUGUCGCGAACAGUAUUCGACGUGUGAUGAUUGCCGAAACGCCAACCAUGGCCAUAGAUUGGGUACAGUUGGAGGCGAAUUCUUCUGUACUCCAUGACGAAUUCAUCGCUCAUCGCUUGGGUCUGAUUCCGUUGACGUCGGAAGAGAUCGUCGAGCACAUGCAGUACAACAGGGACUGCUCGUGCGUCGAUUUCUGUACCGACUGCAGCGUGGAGUUUAUUCUCGACGUGAAGUGCACCGACGAUGCCACCCGCCAUGUGACAACGGCUGACCUGAAGAGUGCUGACAUCAGAUGUGUUCCAGUCACGUCGAAGCGGCGUGACGACACCGCUGAGUACGGUCAGGAGGAGGACAUUCUCAUCGUCAAGCUUCGCAAAGGCCAAGAAGUCAAGGCAAUUUGCUACGCGAGAAAAGGCUUUGGGAAAGAGCACGCGAAAUGGAAUCCAACGUGCGGUGUAGCCUUCGAGUACGAUCCCGAUAACAAGUUUCGCCACACCACUUAUCCGAUUCCGGAGGAAUGGCCACGGAGCGAGUACUCCGAGAUCGCUGAGGAGGACACUAGAUCUCAAGCAGAGUACGACCCGGAAGGGAAACCAUCGAAGUUCUUCUUCAACGUCGAGUCUUCGGGAGCUCUGAAGCCGGAGACCAUCGUGAUGAGCGGGGUGAAACAACUGAAAAAAAAGCUGUCUGAUCUUCUGACGCAACUCGUCCAAGAAGCCCCAGUUGCUGAUCCUCUGAACAUCGUCUGAAUCGUCAGACUGAGAAUCUGCUAUCCCGGUUCGAGGCGAUGACGGCUCUACUCAUACGGAUCGGAUCGAGAGAGAAGAAAUUCCUCUCGCAUACGUCCCCGCGACUCCGCUCACGACGCGGGCUCACAGAGCCUAUGUACACAGUGGGAUUGUCAAACUCCUUGAUGAGGAUAAAUAUCUUGUAUACUAAUGUUUCAUGCGCGUCGAGUGGUUUUUCGAUGGUUCUAUCCUUCGGAUCCAAGAUUUCAAUCCGUUUUUUUUCAAGGGCCGCGAGAAUCUAUUAGAAUGUACGGGAAAAGGGUUUGACAACAACGUUCAGCCCUUCGAUUUUAUUCAAGAAG